Molecule: messenger RNA, 1620 nt
Organism: Dreissena polymorpha
Lineage: Eukaryota; Metazoa; Mollusca; Bivalvia; Myida; Dreissenidae
Exons: 1
Coding region: 1-1620 (539 amino acids)
Biological process (GO): proteolysis
Molecular function (GO): aspartic-type endopeptidase activity; nucleic acid binding; zinc ion binding
Source: RefSeq, a predicted model, not a curated record
AUGGAAACAGCGACCAAAGACGCCGCAGAACUUCAGUCGUCGACAGCUACCGGAAGUGUACACCGGAUUGCUAACCGUAAACACACAAAGACAAGACCACCGCCUAAAAGGGAAACGGUGCAAGUUACUUCCAAACCGAACUGUAUUCACUGUGGGAAAAACAACCAUGUGUCACAAAAAUGUCGGUUGAAAAAUGCCGUAUGUCACUUCUGCAAGACAAAAGGACACAUUCAGAAAAUAUGUCUUAAAAUGAAACACGUCAAUGCAAUGAACACCACAGAUAAUGACAAUGUUUUGAUUAUUAAUUCUGUGAACCGUGGAGACAACAAAAUAACAGUGUCACCUGAAAUGGACGGACAUAUAUUCAGAAUGGAAGUUGACACAGGAUCGGCAGUGACAUUAAUGUCGGAAAUUGAUUUCCGAAAACGGUUCGGAAAUGUACCACUAGAUCCCGCGAAAUCAGUACUUAAGACGUACUCCGGGGAAAUCAUUAAACAAGUAGGUACCAAGGUUGUAUUAGUAAAGUACAAUGGACAAUCAACACAAUUACGGCUUUGUGUGGUUCAAAGCACAGGUCCUAUGUUGUUCGGGAGAGACUGGCUUACGGCUAUCAAGUUAGACUGGCAACGCAUUGUUCCCGUAAACGUGAUCGAAAGAGAUAUUGUUAAAGACAGACUAAACACGAUUUUGAAAAACAAUGCAAAUGUUUUCGAUGAAGGUAUCGGAAAAAUGAAGGACAUAAAAGCCAGGUUAACAUUGAAAGAAGACGCGUCACCCAGAUUCUUGAAAGCAAGGACAGUUCCGUACUCUAUGAAACCGAAAAUAGAGCGUGAACUCGACAGCCUUGAAAGGCAAGGUAUUAUUUCGAAGGUAAAUACCAGCAGAUGGGCAACGCCAAUCGUUCCAGUAUUGAAAAGCAACGGACAGGAUGUUCGAAUUUGUGGAGACUUUAAAGUGACAGUCAACCAAGCACUUAAAGUUGACAAAUACCCCCUACCAAGGAUCGAGGACAUCUUCGCGAAUCUGUCACACGGACAGAAAUACUCGAAACUGGAUCUUCGCCAGGCGUAUCUCCAACUUGAGGUCGACGACGACAGCAAGGAAUUGUUGACCAUUAACACUCAUCAAGGGCUGUUUCGGUACAACAGAUGUGUGUACGGAAUAUCGUCACUUCCCGCAAUCUGGCAACGCACAAUUGACCAGAUACUUCAAGGAAUACCUGGAGUGCAAUGCAUUCUUGAUGACAUGAUCGUGACAGGGGACAGUGAUCAGUCUCAUUUGGAUAAUCUCGAGAAAGUGCUUUGUCGUUUGAACGAGUUUGGUUUAAAACUAAACAAAGACAAAUGUGUGUUCUUUGAGGAUAGAAGUAAGUAUUGUGGACACGAGAUCGACAAAGGUGGAUUAUGGAAGUGUAAUGACAAGGUGCAGGCUGUGAUGGACACACCCACACCUAAAGAUGUUACUUCUUUAAGGGCAUAUCUCGGUGUUCUCAAUUACUACCACAGGUUUCUGCCGAAUCUCGCGACUGUCAUUAAACCAUUAAACGCGAUGCUUGAAAAAAUAGUAAGUUUAUUUGGUCAAAAGAAUGUGAGAUCGCGUUCCAAAAUUCAAAAAAGCUGA